AUGGCCUUGGCCGCCGCCCUCGCUCGAGCGGCAACGCGCAUCCUCCACGGCGGCUUCCCGCCGCACGCCACUUCUGCUGCACUCUACACCCGCAGCCGCCUGUUCUGCGACCUCCCCGCCGGCAACGAGCCCUCCGCUCCGGGGGCCAAGGAGGAGCAGUGGGAGGCGGCUGAGGCGGAGAUCCUCCGCGAAGUUGGGCCCGUCGUGGAACUUGUCAAAAACAUCCUCCAUUCCAGGAGAUAUGGAGAUGGUGCGUUUUUAAGUCCGGAAGAUGAAAAGGUUGUGGUAGAAAAGGUUCUUGCUCACCACCCCCGUUUCGAAGACAAGAUUGGUUGUGGACUUGAUGCUAUUAUGGUUAACAAACAUCCUGAUUUCAAGAUGUCCAGAUGCCUGUAUGUGGUUAGAACAAAUGGCGAUUGGGCGGAUUUCUCAUACCGCAAGUGUCUCCGGGCGUACAUCAAAGGGGCCUAUCCAUCCCAUGCGGAUAAGUUUAUAAAUAAACAUCAUCUAGUUCAGAGGCGGUCACAUCUUGGUCUACUUCCUCCAAAGUAG
Messenger RNA from Triticum turgidum subsp. durum (durum wheat), 552 nucleotides. The record is from the annotation of a GenBank genome assembly. Lineage: Eukaryota; Viridiplantae; Streptophyta; Magnoliopsida; Poales; Poaceae.